ACCUCGAGCAACUGUGGAGGUUACUUGGUCUGGCAUUCCCUAGGCGUUUCCUCAGAGCCGGACCGCCCGGCCCUGAAGGGAGGCGUGCUCGCCCCCUAGAGCGGGCUGGAACCGACCUGCGAGCCGAGCGUCCCGGGAAGGAGGUCCCCGCUCAUCGCUUUGCUCCCGGUGCUUCCCAUUCGCGAGACUCAGAGGUGCACAGCGGCCACCCGACGCCCACUGGAGCAGGCAGCAGCAUGCGGCCGCCGCCAAGCUUGCGCGGACGCGCCCUGCUGGCGCUGGUCAUCGCCUGCGGCGUGGCGGGGGUCCAGGGAGAAGAGAGGGGAUUCCCAUCGACCAGGGCCACUCUGCCACUUCCGGGACCCGGAGAGAUAAUGACGCCCCCCGCCGAGGUUUCCUGGCCGAAGGAUCCCAACGCCAGCUUGCCGUCGACUUCUGCACCCCCGCAGAUGCCUAAAGCAGGGAGAACAACCGGAGCCCGGCCACGCUCGCCUCCUCCGUGCGAGAGAUCCAUUGAGAUCAAGGAGACUUUCAAGUAUAUCAACACGGUGGUGUCCUGUCUAGUGUUCGUGCUGGGCAUCAUCGGGAAUUCCACACUGCUGAGAAUCAUUUACAAGAACAAGUGCAUGCGAAACGGCCCUAAUAUCUUGAUAGCCAGCCUGGCUCUGGGAGACCUGCUACACAUCAUCAUUGACAUCCCCAUCACUGUCUACAAGCUGCUUGCCGAGGACUGGCCCUUUGGAGUUGAGAUGUGUAAGCUGGUGCCUUUUAUCCAGAAGGCCUCCGUGGGAAUCACUGUGUUGAGUCUAUGUGCUCUAAGUAUUGACAGAUAUCGAGCCGUUGCUUCUUGGAGUCGAAUUAAAGGAAUCGGGGUUCCAAAAUGGACAGCAGUCGAAAUUGUUUUAAUUUGGGUGGUCUCUGUGGUUCUGGCAGUCCCUGAAGCCGUGGGUUUUGAUAUGAUAACCAUUGACUACAAAGGACGUUACCUGCGAAUCUGCUUGCUUCGUCCCACUCAGAAAACAGCCUUCAUGCAGUUUUACAAGACAGCUAAAGAUUGGUGGCUAUUUAGUUUCUAUUUCUGCUUGCCAUUGGCCAUCACUGCAUUUUUUUAUACCCUGAUGACCUGUGAAAUGUUGAGAAAGAAGAGUGGCAUGCAGAUUGCUUUAAAUGACCACUUAAAGCAGAGACGGGAAGUGGCCAAAACGGUCUUUUGCCUGGUCCUCGUCUUUGCCCUGUGCUGGCUUCCCCUUCACCUCAGCAGGAUUUUGAAGCUCACUCUUUAUGAUCAGAAUGAUCCUAAUAGAUGUGAACUUUUGAGCUUUUUAUUGGUGUUGGACUACAUUGGCAUCAACAUGGCCUCCCUGAAUUCCUGCAUUAAUCCUAUAGCUCUGUAUUUGGUGAGCAAAAGAUUCAAAAACUGCUUUAAGUCAUGCCUAUGCUGCUGGUGCCAGUCAUUUGAAGAAAAACAGUCCUUGGAGGAAAAGCAGUCAUGCCUGAAGUUCAAAGCUAAUGAUCACGGAUAUGACAACUUCCGCUCCAGUAAUAAAUACAGCUCAUCUUAGGAGAAGGAAUAGUCACUUAAUUUCAUUUUCUUUAUUGUGGACAGAAGUCACUAAAACAAGGAGGCGUUUGCCAAAACAAAACAACUGUGUGCUUGCACAAAACAAUGUAAAAGUGUGAGAGUGAUUAUUUUCUUAACACUCACAGUGACCCAUGACUCUCUAUGAGCUAUUUAUUGCCUGAGAAAACAAAAGCCUUGAGAAUUAAGAAAGCCUCCUCGUGAAAGCACUUACUUUUACACAGCCAGCACUCCAGUGUAGCUCUUAAUAACUUCCAGUACAUUCCUGCACCGCUUAGGUUUAGGUUGAACUCACUCUGAAUUCCUGUUCAAGAGGUUUAUGUUUUAAAUUCAUGUGAAUCUGAUAUAAAGGAAAAUUGUGUCACUGUAAAAUGGAAUCUUUGAAUAAAGUUUAAAUGACUCAAUUUAAAAUUUUAAAAAACCCUUUAAAAGAAACUUUUCUUAAUUCGUGGUGUCAAACCAUUGGCUGGACUAUAAAAUGUGAAAGCAAGUUUAGCUGGUGUAUCUUUUUUUUUUUUUUUUUCACAUUAGAAACAUAAUUAAAGGAUCAGGAGGUAGCAUCAGAGAGAUUGAGGUUUUUGAAAAUCAUUACUCUUUCUCCAUUGAGAUAAGGCCAAAUGUCACAAAGGGAAGGAGAGAGAAGGUUUGGAAUGCUUUCCCAAAAGACUGCUUUGAAGUCUCCUACUCAUGUAUUCUGCGAAGAAAAUGCUACCUAUGAUUUUUUUUCAAGAUUAUUAAAAUAUCCUCCUUUCACUACUAUAGUUGAAACACUAUUUGUUUAUUUUGUCAUCUGCAAGGACUUAGCCACAAUUAUAGGACAUGCAGAUGAUUCAACAAAGGGCCAGCCCCAGCGUUUAGUACCUUUACAAUGGAGAGAUGCCAGUAACCACCUAAGGGACAGGACGUGAGUUGCCUGGAGCAGGGCCCACAGGGCGCAGGAGAAAGCAGGGUCCUCUCCCACCUGCUGCAGUCAAAAUGGUCUCUGGCGUAGGUGUAAUAUGAUAAUUAAAACACUGUUUUUUGAAAUCACACAAAUUAAUCAAUUUAACAACUACUUGUAAAGCUUAUUACUAAUUUUUAUAUCAUUUUUAUAAAUAACUAAUAAAAAACAGUUUUUGA
Molecule: messenger RNA, 2698 nt
Organism: Neofelis nebulosa (Clouded leopard)
Lineage: Eukaryota; Metazoa; Chordata; Mammalia; Carnivora; Felidae
Gene: EDNRB
Product: endothelin receptor type B
Exons: 8
Coding region: 237-1562 (441 amino acids)
Biological process (GO): enteric nervous system development; vasoconstriction; regulation of blood pressure
Cellular component (GO): membrane
Molecular function (GO): endothelin receptor activity
Source: RefSeq, a predicted model, not a curated record